CAAUUUACGAACUGAGUCGUCUUUUCAGUCGCGACAGAAAGAGGCGAUUUAAAACCCUCCCUCCUCCUUCCACCUUCACCGGUUUUAGGGUUUAGAGGCAGUUGCGAAUUUGACCCUCGUUCAAGUGUUAUUUACAGAAAUGGGAAGGGCGAAGAAAGCCCCGAAAUUCGCAGUCACGAAGAAGCUCGUCAGUUCGAAGACCCUUCGCAAAUACAAGGAAGAGGUUCUAAACCCUAAGAAGAAAGAUCUCGAAAAGGAAAGCCUCCCCCGAAACGUGCCAACCGUUUCAUCAGCGCUUUUCUUCAAGCAUAACACAGCUCUGGGCCCACCAUAUCGGGUCCUGGUCGACACAAACUUCAUCAAUUUCUCCAUCCAAAAUAAGUUGGACUUGGAGAAAGGAAUGAUGGACUGCUUAUAUGCAAAAUGCACCCCUUGUAUCACGGACUGUGUCAUGGCAGAGCUUGAAAAAUUAGGUCAGAAGUACCGGGUUGCUUUGAGGAUUGCCAAAGAUCCUCGGUUCGAAAGGCUACCUUGCACUCAUAAAGGAACCUAUGCAGAUGACUGUAUUGUUGAGAGGGUUACUCAGCAUAAGUGCUAUCUAGUCGCUACAUGCGAUAGAGACUUGAAGCGAAGGAUUCGCAAGAUCCCGGGUGUGCCUAUUAUGUAUAUCACUCAACAUAAGUAUUCGAUCGAGCGCCUGCCUGAAGCAACUAUGGGUGGAGCUCCAAGAUUUUGAUACUAGACAGAGUCAGCAACAGGAACACCGUUGCAGAAGCCUGCUAUAUUUCGCCCAAUCCUUUCAACUUUUGAAAUUUUACGUCACCGAAAUGUACGCAUUAUAUCAUGGAUAUUCUUUUUCCUUCUCCAGUGUAGUUGAUAUCCGUUGAAUGUUUAUCUUACCGAUCUUUUAAAAAAAUGUGGUUAAGAUUAGCAGUCCA
Magnolia sinica is the source of this 938-nucleotide messenger RNA. RefSeq lists its product as uncharacterized. Bases 140 to 736 code for a protein of 198 amino acids. NCBI's taxonomy places the organism in Eukaryota, Viridiplantae, Streptophyta, Magnoliopsida, Magnoliales, Magnoliaceae. Gene Ontology annotation, cellular component: small-subunit processome; nucleolus. The transcript has 9 exons. The record is from RefSeq and is a predicted model, not a curated record.